GACUUGUCAUCCCUGUCCCCAGGAACGAGCUCUCCAGACAGGCAUCGCAUCGUCUGUCUCCCGUAGCGCCGGCCCAAUGUUCAGCCUCAGAUGCGAGCUAUGCGCGUUAUAGGCAUGAUUGGACCAGGAAUGUAACCGUAGCAGUGGCAUUAAAGGGAUCUCUAUUAAUAUAUCGAUACAAAGAGCUGCUUCGGCUCCUCGCUGAAAUUUGUCCUCACGACUUCUUCGUUUUCAAAUUCCAACUUUUAUCUUGUUUUAAGUGCUCUUCAUUCGUUUGGUAUCCUUCGUCACUCGCUUUUCGAAUAAUAUCUCUAGUCAUAAUGCGUGUUUCAGCUUUCGCUAUCCUAUCGUUGGUUUCCGGUGCUCUCGCUGGAAACUGCGGACCCCAGAAUGGAAACCAGCUCUGCGCUAAUAAUGAAUGCUGUAGCCAAUAUGGCUGGUGCGGUACCACACCCGACCACUGCGAUGCCCCAACCUGCCUGCACCCCUUCUCCGGCUCGGCCUCCAGCUGCAAACCCAUCGCCACCGCUACCACCCUCAAAACAAGCGCGACCAAGCAGGCGACCUCCCCAGCUACUUCCUUCCCUACCAGCGUCCCGGUAAUCGAUGUCUGCGGCCACGCCCAAGGCGGCGUAACCUGUCCCGGCGCUGGCACAAACGGCUACUUCUACCGCUGCUGUUCUUCCGCCGGCCACUGUGGCCCCAAGAACGAUAUCCAGGACCAGGCUAUCUACUGCGGUGAUGGGUGUCAGGCAGGGUUCGGAAAGUGCAAUUCAAUGAGCAAGCCGGCAGAGCCUACUGCUCAGAAGGCAGAGGCUGGUGAAGGAGAGACGUGCGGCCCAAUUGUGAAUCGGCAGUGCAAGAGCGGACUGUGCUGUUCUGGAAGCAACUUCUGUGGAAGUGGAGCGGACUUCUGUGGUGCGGCGAACUGGUGCCAGGCGAAGUGGGGGAAGUGCACUUGAACGCUACAGUGGAAGUGUCAUUAAAAAAUUGGAAAAGCAUGAGUUGGAGAAGAUGGGUAGAUUAAUGCGGGUGAUAAAAACUUGGCCUACAAAAGGUCUAAAAAGGACUUAGAGAUGGACCAGAGGAAGGACAUGCGAAUAAUAUAAUGCCAGCAGUCGUACCUCAAAAAUGUGGAUCACAGUGGGUUCACUACCGUUAUCUUCACUAUAUCAUGAUAGUUAUUGCUUUCAUGACUCACUCUUCACAGAUUAAACGUCCUCGUAGCCUGAUAAAACUUUUCUCUCCUCAGGUACCUGAAUCAGAAGCAACAUAUAUUGCCUGUCUAGCCAUGGCGAAAGAAGCAAAUCAUAGCCCAACGAGAGCCCAAUCCCAAGAUCCAGACCUAUUUUUCCGCGGC
Messenger RNA from Cucurbitaria berberidis CBS 394.84, 1360 nucleotides. RefSeq names its product carbohydrate-binding module family 18 protein. NCBI's taxonomy places the organism in Eukaryota, Fungi, Ascomycota, Dothideomycetes, Pleosporales, Cucurbitariaceae. The coding region runs from base 321 to 962 and encodes 213 amino acids. The record is from RefSeq and is a predicted model, not a curated record. The transcript is spliced from 4 exons. Gene Ontology annotation, molecular function: chitin binding.